CCGGGUUAAAAUAUUUUGCGGUUACCGAACUAUGCCUUUAUUACAAUUUGGUAACUAACGUUUCAUUUGUUACAUUUUGGUAACCGAACUUUACUUUUCAUUACAUCCGGCGGUCACCCAUCCGUUUCUGAUCAAAGUUUGCUUAUGUGGCACCGGAAUUUCAAUUUUUUGUCCCAACUUUGCCACCUAGACGCCACGUAUUUGCCACAUAGACUUAAAAAAUGAAAUUACUUCAUUAACUCUAAAUAAAUUUUAACAAAUGAGCAAACCUAAUCCCACUUCUUUUAUUAUUCAAAUCAAAUUAUAAGAAAAAAAAAACAAAACCCUAGCCACGCAAAAAAUUAAACCCAGUUCACAUAAUUAUCAAAACUCAAACCCAUAUCAAAACUUAAAUCACUUUUUCAUUACAGAUAUGUAAAUCCCAUUUGGUUAUAACUGAACUCGAAACCCCUAAGUUUCUAAAGCUAUAACAUCAAAAUCCCUAAUUUUUAAAUUAGGGACAGUUUAAGGAAGAUGGUUUUACAAUGGAAUGUUCGGAAGCAUAUGGAACUACCACCACGAUAUCCACCUGAUGUUCCAUAUUUCACAAUUCGUGUUCAUCGAAUUAACAGAAGCUGUGAUCAUAGCAUAAUGGGGUACAUUGAUUAUUGCAGUGCUGAUUUAAUUUCGAGAGUUGAGUUGCUUAGUAUGGGUAAAGAAAUAGGCAUCGAUGUCGAUAAUUAUCAGAUUUUCUGGAAUGAAAGUGACAAUAAUUUGGUACAAAAAGCAAUUAACAAUGACGUUGAUGCAUUCGGAAUGGCGCUAAGAGCUGAAAAAAAUAAUGAUGUGAAUGUAUAUUUCAUUAUUAAAACUGAUGAUGUUCUCGACGGGAAUGUGGAGGCUCAAACUGAACCAAUUAGUGGCAGUGUGGUAUCUCAAAUUCUGAAUAUAGAAGGACCUGCAAGUGGCAAUGAGGAACCAAUUAAUGUUAAUACUGGGAAUGAUAAUCUAGAAGGAGAAGUUCAGGAGGAUGACAUUGACUUACUUGACUCAGACUACAGUUUUAUUAGUGAUGAAGACAUUAAUAAGGAUGACUACUUGUUUGAGAAAUUUGUUGACGCAGGGGUGGAGAGAGAUAUGAUAGUACUUGGUGAACCAGAAGGGUGUGGGAAUGUAGAUGAAGGCAGCGAUAGCUCUGAAUAUGCAGGAAGUGAUAAGCUUUAUUCAUGUUCAGAUAGUGAGGAAGAGGGCGAAGUAGCUUAUAAGCCAAGGUUUGAGGAGUUUAAUGAAGAUACAGACAUGGAUGAUAUUCAUUUUGCAAUUGGCAUGCAGUUCAGCAGUUUUGAUCAAUUUAAAAAAGUUGUUAGGCAUUAUGGCAUUAAGCACAGAUACGUGAUUAACUUCAGGCCUAAUACUAAAAAGAGGUGCAAGGCAUUUUGUAAGCGGCAGUGUCCUUUUUAUCUUUGGGCAUCAUUAAUGAGCGGUGACAAGGAAACGGUCCAGAUUAAAACCGGGAUACUUGAGCAUUCUUGUGUUAGGGAUCACAAUAUUAGACAUAUAAAUCCCACCUGGAUUGCUCAUCAUUAUUUAGAGCAAUUCAGAGCAGAUCCGACAUGGAAGCUUGAUGGUAUAGUGCAAGCUGUGAAAGCUUUAACUUUUUCAUUAUUGAGUCUAGGUCAAAAGGAAUAA
Molecule: messenger RNA, 1668 nt
Organism: Mercurialis annua (annual mercury)
Lineage: Eukaryota; Viridiplantae; Streptophyta; Magnoliopsida; Malpighiales; Euphorbiaceae
Exons: 2
Coding region: 514-1668 (384 amino acids)
Source: RefSeq, a predicted model, not a curated record